AUGGCAGCAGUAGUGAGUGACUUAAGUUCUGCUGCUGGUGUUAGCAGUAAUCGUUAUUUGUCGCUUGAUUUUGUUUCCACAUCAAGUCCACAUGAUGAAUACGAACUUAUACAACGUAUUGGUUCAGGAACAUAUGGAGAUGUUUAUAAAGCAAGGCAUGUUCCCACCGCAUCGAUGCGAGCUCUUAAAGUAAUCAAACUUGAAGCUGGUGAUGAUUUCAAUAUAAUUCAACAAGAAAUUCUUAUGAUGUUACAAUGUAGUCAUCCAAAUAUAAUCGCAUAUUUCGGAAGUUAUUUAAAAAGAGACAAAUUAUGGAUUGCUAUGGAACUUUGUGGUGGUGGUUCCAUGCAAGAUAUUUAUCAUGUUUAUGGAUCACUUGGCGAAUUACAAAUAGCAUAUAUACUGAGAGAAACAUUGAAAGGUUUAGAUUAUCUACAUAAAAAUGGGAAAAUGCAUCGAGAUGUUAAAGGCGCAAAUAUCUUAUUAACUGAAGAUGGAAACGUUAAAUUAGCGGAUUUUGGUGUCGCAGCAAGUAUAACAGCGACUAUGUGUAAACGAAAGUCGUUCAUUGGCACACCUUAUUGGAUGGCACCUGAAGUAGCAGCUGUCGAACGUAAAGGUGGUUAUAAUCAUUUAUGUGAUAUAUGGGCUGUUGGUAUAACAGCGAUUGAAUUUGCUGAAUUACAACCUCCAAUGUUUGAUUUGCAUCCUAUGCGUGCCUUGUUUUUAAUGUCAAAAUCAGGUUUUAAACCGCCAACAUUAAAAGAUAAACUCAAAUGGACUAUAACAUUUCAAAAUUUUGUCAAAUAUGCAUUAACAAAAAAUCCUAAAAAACGACCCUCAGCUGAAAAAUUACUUGAACAUCCAUUCUUUCAUGGAAAUUUGACGUCUUCUAUUGCACGGGAUUUACUCGAUAGAUUACAUAAUGGUACAGCGAGUAAUCAGACUUCAGAAGAUCGUGAUGAUGACGAUGAUGAUCGAACCAAUUCUCAGGCACCAAGGAAGAUUACAUCGAAUAAAGAACAAUCUGUUGCAGCUUCAUCGAAUGCUCGUCCAAUAAUUACAAAUAUCAAUCAACCACCAUUAAUCCGUAGUUCAAUUCUCAAUGACCCAAUUCCGUCAGAAACAAAUGGAAUAGUUUCAACUAAUGAGACUCGUCCUGUAAUAAAUAUUGAUGAAACUGGUCAUGUUCCACCAACAACAAAAGCUAAAGAAAAUGGUAAUGCGGAACAUAUUCAAAGAUUGAAGUCUUUAGGUUUAUCAGAUGAAGAUAUUCAGCGUUUAAUGUCUAAAUUACCAUUGAGUGCAUUUGAUGAUUUGGCAUUAAAUGAAAUAAAACAUAUUGUUGAUGUUAUGCGUGAUGCUGAUGUUGACGAAAAUGAAGAUGAAGUGAACGAUAGUAACACAAUCAAACGAUCGCCAUUACCUGUUCCAGUACCAACAAAAACCAGUAAAACAAAGAAAAAAGAUCAACAGAUAACUUAUGAAAAUACUGAUACGAAUAAUAAUACAUUAAAAUCAAAAAAUGAUGAUAAUACAUUGAAAUCAAAACAAGACAAAUCAACGAUGUCAACAUUAUCAAAUGGUAUUCCAAGUGUACCAAGAGUUCACAUGGGUGCUGGUUUUAUGAAAAUAUUUAAUGAAUGUCCAUUAGAAAUUCAUGCGAGUUGUUGCUGGAUUAAUAAUGAAACUAGGGAUCAAUUGGUACUAAUUGCUGCUGAAGAAGGUGUUUAUUCGUUGAAUCUUAAUGAAUUACAUGAUGCUACAUUAGAAUUGUUAUAUCCAAGACGAACAACUUGGUUAUUCGUUAAAGAUAAUAUUCUCUGGUCUAUUUCGGGAAAAUCGAAUACACUAUAUCGACAUGAUUUGCAUUUAUUAUUACAUAACAAAAGUACAGCAAGAUUAUCACUUCAAUUGAAUAAAAUUCAAUUUCCACACAAAUUCGAAAAGUUAAUGCCAAAGAAAUUAGUCACUUCAGUUAAGAUCAAUAAUACACGCGGAUGUAUACGAUGUUGUGUCGGGAGAAAUCAAUUUAAUGGUUUCAUUUAUCUCGCCGGAAUGUUAACUAAUGAAGUUUUUCUUAUGCAAUACUAUGAUCCACUAAGAAAAUUCAUGCAUUUAAAAACUGUUUCAAUUUCAAUACCUACUGAACCGUCAAUAUUCGAAAUGAUUUUUUCGCCGGAAAACCAAUAUGCGAUUGUCUGUAUUGGUGUUAGUAAAAGUAAAUCUGCUCCUGAUGCAUAUAAAUUCGCGUCGAUUAAUUUCGAAACGGAAAAAAUGGAAAAUUAUCAUGAUGUUUCUCUUCUAACGAAUGUUUCCUAUGUACUUCAACAUGAAAAAGAUGCCGAUACAGUACUUAUUUGCCAUGGAAAUAAUAUAACAAUUGUUAAUUCCCAAGGUAAACCUCGUACAAGCAGACGAACAUUGUCGGAACUACAUUUUGAUUGUGAAGUUCGAUCGUUAGUUUGUUUACAAGAUAGUGUACUUGCAUUUCAUGAACAUGGAAUGCAAGGUCGAAAUUUAAAAGAUAAUGAAGUUACACAGGAAGUUUAUGAUCAUACACGCUCAUUUCGAGUGAUUGGUAGUGAUCGUUUAAUUGUUUUGCAAAGUCGUCCAUCGUUAUCUUCGAAAAGUGAAAAUAAUCCUACACAAUCAAUGAGUGCAUUAACUACAGCACCAUUUUCAUCUACGCCAUGUGAUUUACAUAUACUAAUGGGUCAUGAAAAUACAUAA
Messenger RNA from Rotaria socialis, 2733 nucleotides. The record is from the annotation of a GenBank genome assembly. NCBI's taxonomy places the organism in Eukaryota, Metazoa, Rotifera, Eurotatoria, Philodinida, Philodinidae.